CUUAUCUCAUUUUCAUUCUUCUUCUUCUGUUGUUGUGUUUCAUUGCUCUCAUUUGCUAGCUUACGAGCUAUUUCUUCCUUGUGGGUUUUGGUAGUGAAACGUUUUCACUACCAUGGGUAGAUAGGAGAUUUCUUGUGAGCGAAAUAGUGAGGUUGUUCAGGGAAACACCGAGUGUUCUAUUUCCUUGUAUCUUGAAAUUCUCUGUAACCUACUAUUGCAAUGGCGAAGAAAUACUCUGGAGCUAUUGUUCCCGUGGACUGGCCCAAAUCAGGCUAUACCACGUAAAUCCUCGGUAUUAUUUACUUACUAUGCUUGUUGUUAUUUUGAGAAUAGUUGUAGUAUAUUGCAUUAUUAAAUUACCAAAUUAAAUUGUUCUAAAAAAGUUGAUUACCAUAAUUCUGGAGGACCACCGCCAGGUCCAACUUAUCUGGGAACCUUUUACAAGCGUGUGAUUUUUUAAUUCAAUAUAUUUACCCGCUAUUCUCACCCGUUGUGCCCAACAAGUAGUAUCAAAGCCACGUCCAAUGGUGGCAAAAACAAGCAAGAUGAUCAGUCAGAAUGGCUCAACUAUCACAUAUGGAGAAACAAGAUGAAGGAUCUCCUACUCGUGACGGAGUUGCAUUUGUCGGUGUUUAGUCCAGCUAAACUUGAUGGAAAACUGACUAGGAAUGGGAGUUCAAGCAUGAGCAAGUAUGCGGAUACAUUCGACAGUUCGUCAACGAAAAUGUGUAAGCCACAUUAGCAAAGAGACUCAUGCCAGAACUCUGUGGAACAAGCUGGAGGCACUUUAUGCAUCAAAGACCGGCAACAACAAAUUAUUUUUUCUGACCAAGUUGGUGCAGACGAAAUACAAGGAAGGCACAUCCUUGGCAGAUCAUAGUGGAUAAGUUGUCCGGUAUGGGCAUAAAGAUGGGUGAUAACGAUGUAUUUGCACGUUUUUGCACCCUUAUUUCUUAUCCGUUUGCGACUCCUAGUCGUGCAUUUUCUGCCUAUUUUACGCUAGGUUGCGUUCCUUUUUCACAUUUCAAGUCCUAUUAUGUAAAGGGAGGCAUAGGCGCAAGUUUCAAGUCAAUCGGAUAUCAAUUUGCGAUUCGGGAGAAGAAACUCGGGCAUGACCUGAAGAAGAACGGAUUUAUACCUUAUUUAUGGAUAAAGAAUCAUGCAAGCUUGUCAUGAAAAGAAAGAGGACGAGACUACGAGCUUCUGGGAUCAAACAACGACUGAUUCGUAGUCCGGACAAGGGAGAAACGAAGCAUUGAAUAUAGGGGAACAUGUUCGGCAGUAAAAACACGGGCAGACUACCCUAAAAACACGACCGUGUUUUAUAUGGCCCCCGCUAGUGUUUUUACUGCCGAGGGCGUGUCGUGAUGGCUGUUGGGGGCAAAACACGGGCGGGCAAAAGUAAAACAUGACCGUGUCCUCGACUGUGUUUUGCCCAGAAUCGGGUUUUUCAGGCAGAUUCAAGCCAAAGGAAAGAGAGAGCUGGGUUUUGGUUCCCAAACACCCAAGGGACGAACCCCAGAGAGAGAGAGCGACUUGGGAACAUUCUUGGAGCUAUUUUGGAGGAUUUCUUCGCCAUUGGAGCUCGGGAUCAAGCUUGGAGAUGGAGAUUGAAGAUCUAGAUCAGAUUUCUAUAGUCUCUCUCUUCUCCUAUGGACUAACUUCCCUUCACUUAGGUUUUGAGGAACCAUAGUUCCAUGUGUUAGGAUCUUUCUUGUAUGAAGUUUUGGAUGUUAUAUUGUUUGAUUAUAAUCGAUUGAGGCAUGAGUUAUUGAGUCAAUUGAAUCUUGAUCAAAUUAUCUUGAUUUCUGCUUUAACCUAUGAUAGAUAGAAUCUGAUUAGGUUAAGAGAGCUUCCUUGAUUGAUAGUGGUGAAUUGGUUGUGCGAGAGUCAGUCAAUUCACUGAUUUGUACUGGAAUUCAUUCUAGUAGUGGAGAUCUGUGUGAAUCGCCUUAGCAGUCUAUCCCGGUGAAGGCUAGUCGCUUGCCGGGUAUUCUGUCUAAGAGGGCUUGGUCAGCUUAAGAGAUUCCAAGCUAAUUUAGGAUCUUCCGCAGUUUAAUCAAUAGUAGAUCAACCAAAGGUAAUUGCAACUUGGACCUGAUUGAGGAUCUAGGGGGAAUCAUACCUAAGUGAGUUCCCAACUUGUAAUUAGUAGAGUAGUUUAGUAAAUCAAUCCUUAAUCUAGUUUGCUAGAUAAAGAACUGAAGCUGAGUAAUAGUAACUCUAGAGACCCAUGGAUUCAAUAUUUAUUACUUGUACCACUAUACUGCAAUCCCUUUCAUUGUUAGGUGUUGUGUUUUAGUGAGUCAAGUUUUUUGCGCCGUUGCCGAGGACUUUCUAGAUUAUUAGGAAAGGCAGAAGUUUGUUACUUUAGCGGUUUUUUUUCCACCCUUGCUUUUCACUUGGGUGUUUUUGGCAGAUCUGAAUCAUGGAUCCUAAUGGCUUCUCCAAUCAGUGGGGGUAUCCACCACCAUCUGAGUGGUAUUACUCCGAGACUUCCUGGAGCAAUCAAGGAGGAGAAGACUAUGGAUUCGGGUUCCAGUACCAACCCCCUUACUACGGAGAACAAUCAGACCCCUGGGCAUAUCAAGAACAACCUCCUUAUCAAGAAGAAUUCCUCCCACAACCAGAAGGGCCAUCAGAUCUUGAUUCAGCCACAGCCCUCAAGGGCCAUCCGGCAGAGCCAUGCUACACACCACAACCAGAUCCAAACUAUCACUUGAGGCUUCUCGUGGAGCAGAUUGCUCGAGUACCUGAGAGAUCGUUUCCCAAGAUGGAUCCUCAUAUCCAGACCAUUGCCCAAACUGACUUCUCUUUUCCUCGUGAAACAGAGGAUACCCUUCGGAGCAUAAAGAAGCACAUAGAGGUCAUUGAGAAAGCUUGUUCACAGUUUUCUCAAGACAACCUUUAUGCUGCCAUACAAGUAGAGGAGGAGGAAGAAGAAGGCAAUCAUGAGGAUGUUGAGGAGCAUACAAAAGUUGUCACGGAAUGCUCCCAUGAUAAUCAUGAUCAAGUGUAUCCUCUGGUGGUAGAUCACAACUUUCCCCAUUUCCGCUCUAACAUGCUAAGUCCGAGCGAGGAGGUGCAAGCUGAACUUAUUGAGAACCUUGCAUGGCGACUUGCUCUCCAAUUCGUUAUGGAAGAAGAAGAGAAAGAAAGGGUGAGGAAAGAAGUUGUGGAGGAUGAGGAAGAAAGCAAAAAAGAGGUAGUUCUUGAUCUUUUCCAAGGAGAGAGACCACAUUUUGAAGAAGGAAGGGGGUUGAAGAAGCGAGUGUUGUCCAGGCUAAGGAUAAAAUUGGGGUGGAAGAGGCUUGCACCGGCCCUAUGAUACAAGUAAUAUCCCCACCAAACUUCGAGGAACUGCUUAGAAAGGACCCAUUUGCAGUGUCUCUUUGCCAGACCAAGAGCACAUCGACAUUGGUCCGUCUUGGUGGACGCGAUGGUGGUCAGUCGAUACGGUUAUAUUUUGUUUAGGGCAAUGAGACAAGAGAAGAAACGAGGAAGAGGUCUCGAGGGUGGAGACUUAAGCUGCAUCAAGUGCACGAGCUUUUCCUCACCUGCCACACCACCUGCUCGUGACUUGAGACUCCACCUCAUAGAUGAGAACAUCAACUUCAAAGAGGUUCUAGAAUGGACCGAAACUUAGGAGUUACCGUCUGCCUCACGACGUGUGACUCAAUCCUACUGUCACUCUAGAAAAUGGCCAAGUGUAACCACUUCCUAAAGCGUAGUAUAGCGGGUUUGGUUUUUAAUGUCAACCCGGGUCCUAGAUGUGAUGACUACUCAGCGAAUUCUUAUUAUUUAGCGGUGAAACUUUAGUUCAGGUUCAAACAAGCAAACAAACAAAGCAAGCAAGAAGGUUGUUUUCAAGUCAAGAGAGGUCACCCGGAUAUGGUUCCCCCUAGACUGCAGUUAAGCCGGAUUGCAAUUUACCAAGUUCAGUUUUAAUGAUAGUUAUACUGCGGGAGGUUCUUAAGCAGUCUGAAGUCUCGACUAAAGGUCUCCAGACCCUCUCAAUCUGAGUCCCCAGUGGGCGACUAACCUCCACCGGAGUAAACAGAUUGAGGCCCUAACGAACCAAACCUCCACUACCGAAGUAAAUUCGGUACAGAAUAGUGAAUUGGCUCCUCGACUAAAGUCGCCCAUUCACUACCUUCAAUUAAGGGUGGUCUAUCAACCUAGGCAAAUAUUCUCUUUCUAGGUUAAAGCAGAAACAACAGGAAUUUGAUCACGAUUCAUGUCAUUCAACAAAUCAAACCUCAAUUGAAUAUAAUCAAAUCAUAGAAUCUGUACUUGGGUUCAUACAAUCAGACCUAACAUACAAAUCUAGGGUUCUCCAUACCCAGAUGAAUAAGAAAACUACUCCAUAGAAAGAGAUGGAAAAUCUAGCUCAGAGGCGGAAACCAUACUGUGAAGGAUGAUAAUCUGCUUCUGGUGCUCAAUCGAAUCUUCUCCAAGCUCAAGCCGGGCUCCCGUGAUGAUGGAGAUCGAUCAAAGACACUUGAAGACUCGGUUUCGUCACUUUCUCUCUCUAGGUAUCGCUCUGUCUCUCAAAAACUAGGAACCCCUUCUCCUUUGGCUCAAAUCUGCCAAAAAAGGUCAACCCUGGGCAAAACACGGUCGAGGGCACGGCCGUGCUUUGCUUUUGCUCGCCCGUGCCCUUGCCACGUGUUAAAAACACGCCCACAUCUUGGGGAAACACGGUCGCGCCUAAAGUUGGACACAACCGUGUUUUCAGUCACUCCCGCCCGUGUUUUGGGCUAGCGCAGGAACAUCUUGGAUCAAGCCUCGGCAGUAAAAACACGGUCCAGGAACACGGCCGUGCUUUGGUUUAGGCCAGCCCGUGCUUUGUCCCCAGCUCAACCGAAUGACUUCCAAAUGCUCCGAAACUCGUGCUUAGCCUUUCCUUCGAUGUCUGGGACCUGAAAUGGGACAAAGUAGCACAACCCGGAUAAGAACUAGGGGUGCAAACAUGUGCAUUUACAUCGUUAUCAAAUUUCCCCACACUUAACCCUUUGCUUGUCCCCAAGCAAACCAAGUCAGACACACGGUAAGCUCAAAACGUUUUAAUCAAGCAGGCUUUAGGGC
Molecule: messenger RNA, 5088 nt
Organism: Linum trigynum
Lineage: Eukaryota; Viridiplantae; Streptophyta; Magnoliopsida; Malpighiales; Linaceae
Source: the annotation of a GenBank genome assembly